Meyerozyma guilliermondii ATCC 6260 is the source of this 453-nucleotide messenger RNA. RefSeq names its product cytosine deaminase (gene FCA1). Lineage: Eukaryota; Fungi; Ascomycota; Pichiomycetes; Serinales; Debaryomycetaceae. The record is from RefSeq and is a predicted model, not a curated record. Gene Ontology annotation, molecular function: diaminohydroxyphosphoribosylaminopyrimidine deaminase activity. Bases 1 to 453 code for a protein of 150 amino acids. The transcript has 2 exons. Gene Ontology annotation, cellular component: nucleus; cytoplasm.
AUGGCAUUUGACGACGAAAAGGGCUUAGCUAUCGCUAUUGAAGAAGCCAAGAAAGGAUACGAAGAAGGCGGAGUUCCUAUUGGUGGAGCCUUGAUCAGUGAAGACGGCACUGUUCUCGGCCGUGGCCACAACUUGCGUUUCCAGAAGGACUCGGCCACUUUGCAUGGUGAGAUCUCGACGUUGGAAAACGCUGGUCGUCUCAAGGGCAGCGUUUACAAAAACUGCACCAUGUACACCACUUUGUCUCCAUGUUCCAUGUGCUCCGGCGCCUGUAUUAUGUACGGAGUCAAGCGUGUGGUGGUGGGAGAGAACGAGACUUUUAUGGGGGCCGAGGACUGGAUUCGCAAGCUGGGAAUUGAGGUGGUGAACCUCAACAACCAGGAGUGCAAAGACUUGAUGGCCAAGUUUAUCAAGGAAAGACCACAAGACUGGAACGAGGAUAUUGGUGUCUAG